CAGUCAAAUCCAAAUCCAAAGUUGUGAGUGCUGCAGGUGCAGCAAUCGAGUACAGCGUGCAGCAGCAGCAGUGCAGCUUUUUUUGUCGCUUCGUGUGGUCAGCGGUGGUGGUGCUUUUAUUUAUCUCCGACUCAGCCAAAUUCCAAAAUAUCCUUCGUGCUUCGAGUGAAUCGACGCAACCGUCUCCAGUAUUGCAAUGGCUGUCGUCACAUUCGCAGAACUGAAGGUUCUUCUCCAUCCCCAUUACCUGGUUAACAUAAUCCUGGCUGUCCUGUACAUUGUGCUUCGACUCGUGCGGCCGUUCUGCUCCAUGCUUUUCCUCACAGACAGCUGUGAACUUGAUUUCAGAGAAACUGAAAUCCUCACGUUCCUCGCAGUUAUUGUGCUCUUCCGAACUCGCAAGACCGGAGUCACUCGACUCGUGCCCUACAUAUCGACGGCGUGCAUGUACACUAAAGUUGCCAACAUCCUGCUCUUCUUCUACAAUGAUCCACGCUUGGGAAUAUUAUACAGUGUCAUAUGCUUGGUGCAGAUGAUGGUAUUGCCGGAGCCCAGUUUUAAAGGCAUAGACAAUGUGGUCUACUUUAACGAGACCGAUUUGGACGAAGAGAUCCAGCGGGACAAGCGAGUGGUCUGGUUGAUCACGUUCUACGCUGUCUGGAGCCCAUCGUCCGUUAACUUUGCUCCAAUCUUCUCGGAGCUUGCUGCCAAGUACACGCUGGACAACCUAAGGUUCGGGAAAGUGGACGUUACGCGAUUUCCCAAGGUCGCAGAGGCACAUCAUAUAAGCACCUCAACUUUAACAAGACAGCUGCCCACGGUAAUAUUGUUCAAGGGCGGAAAGCCGAUUCGGAGGAGACCUACCGUUGACAGCAACUCAAAGUUGAUCCGCUUUGCGUUCUCUGCAGAAAAUGUGAUCAAUGCAUUCGAUCUCAAUAAUCUCUACAAUGAGUGCAAAGAAAAUCCUAUCAAGAAAAAGAAGCAACCUGGAGAUGAAGCUAAGAAGAAGGAAGAGUAACAAAAAAAUGUGUAGAUACUGUGGACACUAGUUUUGACAUGGCCACGAGGCCUCGUUGUGGAUAUAUAGUAUAUUAAAACGUCAUUUACCAGGC
Molecule: messenger RNA, 1112 nt
Organism: Ornithodoros turicata
Lineage: Eukaryota; Metazoa; Arthropoda; Arachnida; Ixodida; Argasidae
Product: thioredoxin-related transmembrane protein 2 homolog
Exons: 1
Coding region: 197-1018 (273 amino acids)
Cellular component (GO): membrane-bounded organelle
Molecular function (GO): disulfide oxidoreductase activity
Source: RefSeq, a predicted model, not a curated record